Messenger RNA from Penicillium maclennaniae, 1752 nucleotides. Its product is annotated as SPRY domain-containing protein. NCBI's taxonomy places the organism in Eukaryota, Fungi, Ascomycota, Eurotiomycetes, Eurotiales, Aspergillaceae. Gene Ontology annotation, molecular function: protein binding; transcription cis-regulatory region binding. The transcript is spliced from 2 exons. The record is from RefSeq and is a predicted model, not a curated record. Bases 1 to 1752 code for a protein of 583 amino acids. Gene Ontology annotation, cellular component: Set1C/COMPASS complex.
AUGGCAUCCGGCCAAGCCCCCAGGUCCUCCGCACCAUCCUCGAACAUCAACUCCCCCGUUAUCCCUCCCAACAAUGGCCCUUUCCUGAACGGCGCAUUAUCGGAUUUGAAUUCGCGAUCCUCACCGGCACCAGCAAUCCAUCUUUCUGCACAGGGGGACAAUGCUCGCGCAAAGCGGAACAAGCGUGAUAGUCGCAAGAAGCGCGAAGCUAAAGGCUUGGAUAUCGAAAAUGCGCCUCCUCCCAAAAAGCGUGCAACCGCCGCAAGCACCGCCAUUCCCAGCUCGGAAUUGUCAAUGCUUCGCCCAUUGCUUCUCGCUGAACCCUUCGAAAUGGAUAAAUUUCCUCCGCGCCCGCGCCAAAUGAAUCAGGUCUGCAGGAAAUCUUCUAGCGUGCUAGGCCAAAGCUGGGAUUUCUAUGAGGUGAUUGAUAAACUCACCAAUAAGAAUGGGUUCCGGUAUAGCUAUGCCAUCGCCGACCAAGGCUUUCCGCAUAUUAAGUACCGGCAAACUGACGUGAGACCUUAUCAUGCCCGGGCCAUGACUACCAACGAUGCGUGGCACACGGCUCGAGCAAAUGUCUGCGCUCGAGAGGGCUCAUAUUAUUACGAGGCACGAAUAAUCAGCGGUGUGACUCCCCAAGGCGCUUCGCAGAAUGGGUCCAGCACUCCAUCCCGUGGCCAUGUCAGACUUGGGUUCGCACGUCGCGAGGCAGACUCCGAUGUCAACGUCGGUGUCGACUGCUACGGGUAUGGAAUCCGUGAUGUUAACGGCGAAGUCGUCAACCGCAUGCGGUGCGAGUUCUUUUUCCCAAAAGGCGAAUCUAUUAACGAGGGCGAUGUAAUUGGCAUGCUGAUUACCCUUCCGCCUUUAGCCAUCCACACAAAGAUAGUCCAGGGCACCUACGAUCCCGCUAUAGAUGGCGAUGGCACAGAUCCUGCAUCCCGGAUUCCCACUGCUACCAACAUCAUCCGAGAUCGCAUUCCUUUUCACUCCAAGUCCGAUGAUUUUUGUUGGCAAGUAUCUAACGUUUUCUCUACCAAACAUCUCCGCGACUACGCUUUCAAUCUGAAAGAAACUCCCACAUUCGGCCCCCCUUCUCCGUACAACAGUGAAGACCCGUCCUUACGCACAUUGCCUGGAUCUAGCAUUACUAUCUUCAAGAAUGGUGUCAAGAUGGGCACACCCUUCAAAGAGCUCUAUGCUUUCCUUCCGCCGGCGAGUCGGCUUGCUAAUGGCACAAACAAUCUCGGGAUCGGAGAGCGUGAGAAUGCCGACGACGGCAUGAUCGGUUACUAUCCAGCCGUAAGCUGCUACGGCGGCGGUGCAGUCGAGUGCCGCUUUGAAGGGCCGUGGUGGGUUGGCCCGCCUGACAGCACCGAAACGGGCGAGCCGAUCCUACCAAUCGGUGAUCGCUUCAAUGAUCAGAUCGUCGAGGACGUGGUCGCCGAUAUCGUGGAUGAGGUUGAGGCCAUGUUUACAUGGGGCGGAAUUGAUGGCGACGUGAUCGGCGGCGGGAUGGAUGGUGCAGUCGGGGGCUCUGAGGUGUUAAAAGGAGGCGUCGGUGCUGCCCUGGAUUCCGCAGUCUCGGGCCCCGGGGUCUCUGAAUCUGCCGCCAACAGUAACCAGGCAACCCCAGCUGCCACAGGAAAUCUAGCGCUAGAUGAUACCAUGAGUGUCGGGACUGCUGGUACCCCUCUUCCUGCAGCGGAUGUCCCGGCUGUCGGGGCUGAUGAAGAUGUUGAGAUGACUUGA